Molecule: messenger RNA, 1098 nt
Organism: Symbiodinium pilosum
Lineage: Eukaryota; Dinophyceae; Suessiales; Symbiodiniaceae
Source: the annotation of a GenBank genome assembly
AUGGCGCGCGUCCUCAGUGCCGUUGCGACUGGCAUGGGCUUGCUUACUGACAAGUACAUGCUCGGCGCCACGAACUUUGUUGAGCACUACGCGCUUGAUUUCCAUGCCACCGAUGCGCAAAAGGACUUUGUGAAAGCUGCUAUGUACGGCGGGGCGAUUGUGGGCAUGCUUGUUAUGGGCCCAGCGUCUGACUACAUUGGUCGCCGAAUGGGGCUUAUUGGCUGCUCCCUCAUCACGUUGGCUGGCGCUAUUCUCUCCGCCUUAGCCUGGAGCGAGAAUACGCUCAUCGCAGCCCGCAUCAUCACUGGAAUUGGCAUGGGCGGUGAGUAUCCACUGGCCUCAUCGCAUUCCGCUGAAUCUUCAGAAAAGACAAGCGACGGUGCUCGCAAUGUUGCCUUGCUCUACCUCUUCGGAAGCGGCUUUGGUCAAGCACUGUGCCCAAUGGUGACAUACGCCAUGGACGUUGCUGGUGUCCCCCACGAGAUGCUUUGGCGUUGGAUCUUCGGAGUUGGCGUCAUUCUGUCGGCCUUGGGCCUGGUUUUGAGAUACUUGACCACCAAGGACAGCCAGAAGUUCGUGGAAAGCAAGGAGGCAGAGCACAAGCAUCACGACAGCACGUGGACGAUUUUGUCUCCGUAUUGGAGGGCAAUCCUGGGUACUGCUGGCUGCUGGUUCUUGUUCGACGUUGUCGAAUAUGGUUUGAAGCAAAAUGAUGCCGCCAUCUUCGAAAAAGAUGCUGGAGGACCAUACUCCGACAGCAUCCUUCAGGUCUUGUGGAGCCGACUCCUGGUCAUCCCCUCGCUGAUAUUUGCCCCCUGGUUCUUGACGAAGACUUCCAGCAAGCGAGUGCAGUUCAUCGGCUUCUUGGGAUGCGCCAUUGCCAAUCUUGUCUUGGCAGUUGCCUACAAAGAGCUGCGAGAGAUGUCUGUUCUGUUCUUCACAUUCUACAUUGUCCAGCUAUCCUUCCAGAGCCUGCCGGGAGUCACCACAAUGGCGAUCUCUGCCGAGAUCUAUCCCAGCAUGGUCCGCGGCACUGGUGCGGGCAUCAGUGCGGCCUUCGGAAAGCUGGGAGCUACUGUUGGCUCGUACUUUUUCUCU